Molecule: messenger RNA, 2878 nt
Organism: Vanessa tameamea
Lineage: Eukaryota; Metazoa; Arthropoda; Insecta; Lepidoptera; Nymphalidae
Exons: 7
Coding region: 404-1549 (381 amino acids)
Source: RefSeq, a predicted model, not a curated record
CUCUUGCACGCAUCUCGGUCAGUCGGUGCCUAGCUUUCGUAAGGGAUACACGCGCGGCGAUCGCGCUCCGUAUAAUACGAUUAAACGAUAUUCCUGAAUUAAAAUUGCAAAUUCUUGAAUAAACAUCGAAUUAUUUAUGUGUUAAAUAUAAAUAAGUAAAUUGUGGGAAGUGUUUAAAAGAAAUUUAGCGGACGCCACGUGAUUGCAAGAUUAUCCUGCACCGAUUCAACAAUAGUUCAUCACUAUCCAAAUUUUACUUCUCAUUUUAAUAAUAUUCUUUUGCAACUUUCUUCAGUACAAAAAAUAUGACUUGAUUCAAUCAUAAACUUAGUGUUGCAUUUAAGAAUAGUGUGAAGUUCAGUGUCAGGUUAUAUUGUUAGUGAAAAUUGUGCCAAUAUUCAAAAUGGAAGCAUUAGAAAGGAGGGGCAAAACGAUCGCCAUCGGCGCGAUAUUGUUCAUCGUGUUUUGGUCCCAAUGCAAAGGUGUGGAAGGCAAGAACAACACAAAGAUGUCGUACGUGUGUCCGCCCCAGUUCAUUCGGCUUGGACACAGCUGUUAUUUCUUCAGUGAGAACAAAGCCACGUGGCAGACUGCACUCUUCUCUUGUAAGGACCGAGAUAGCAGUCUAUCUGUACCGGCCCGAUGGGAAGACAGAAACUUAAGAAACUACCUCAAUAAACCAGAUGUUGAAAAGGCCAGUCGUUGGAUCGGCGGUAUCUAUGACUACGGAUCGCGAGCAUGGAAGUGGGGUGGCGAGCUUCGACAGAUGCACUAUCAAUCUUUCUCCAAAAUGAAGAAAUUGUCUCCCGAAGAGCUACAGUGGCACUGUAUAGCCAUGACUCCUGAGUUGCUGUAUAGGUGGGCACCACGCAACUGUUUUGAGCCCCGCCAAUUCAUCUGUCAGACGAAACUGAAGAAAGUUCCUAAAUCGAAACUGAAAGAACUCCGAAGACGAUACCAGAGGAUGGGGAAAAUUAACGAAAUAACUGCACCGAGCGUGAGCAGGGAAGUCGACGACCCGAGGACCAAUGACGUCACCAGUAACCCAGUGCUAAGUCCCAAGUCUUACGAUCUCCAUCCUAACCCACUUCGACGAGGAACAAAGAACCCGAUUCGCAACAAUCCGAAAGCUUACGACCUACGACCUAAUGAACUAAGGAAGAGAUCUAGACCCACCGCGCAGAGACGCCUUACAAGACCAUUCCCGGGAUACCAAUGGAACCGUCACGAUCCGGAGGGCUCUUACAAGUAUAACGCUGACAUCCUGCAAUCCGGGCGAACUGGUCUCAGCCCGCAGCAGAUCAAAGUGCACCUCUCCCGCCUGCAACACCUGCGCGACAGGCAGGUUGCACGACGCAGGCGCAUGCGCAAUAGAGACGACUGGCUUGUCAACGAAUCACAACCGGCCAUAGUACGAGCACAUGCGAAAACAUACACAUUAGACAACAACAUCAGCGCCUUGCAUCCCAAAACGAUUGUUGAAGAAUUCGACAUGAUGCCGCCGCCAGCGCCGGUCGUGCUCCCGCGACCGACCCGCGGUAUUUGGUAAUCGGUAUCCCUCAGAUUUGUUUCCGAAUGAGAUUCAGCAAGUAUUCCUUAAGUUCCUCUCACUCCAAACUUUCGCGCUUCGAAAACCUAAAUUUCUUUUAGCACUUACGCAAGCUGCUUUUUGGCUUUAUUCCGUUGUAACUUUUUAUAUUAUUAAAAAGACUACAACAUUUUCUAUUAGUUUUAAGUCUUCAAAUUACUCGCUUACUUACGCACUUUUUCGCCUUUUUUGUUAUUAUUUGUAUAAAUAGUCUUGUUUUAAUCGAUAAAGACUACGUGUGUCAUUUUUCCACAAUACCCACCCGAUGCGCAAAGAAUCUUCUUUAUGACUUAUGUUAUUUACGCAAGUAUUUAUUUUUUUAUAAAAUAUUUUAUUAUAAUAAGUACCUACUUCAAAGUGAAGUUUCGAGUGAACAUUUUAUUUACUAUAAAUCGUGUGUACUAAGUCUUAGGCUGUCGAAGUAUAAGUUAAGAUGAAUGGCUUUUUAGACUAUCUAUGAGAAUGGAUGCAGCUCUAUGUUAGACUUCUGACGUAACGAUAAUGUAGUCUCAUUGGCGUUUUGCUUUUUUUUAAACUUUUUUACUUCUAUUUGUUAAAAUUAUAUAACACACUAAACAUUAUUUUUUUCGGAAUUGUAAUCAAAAUGAUGUAGAGUAACGACCUAGUCAGUAAGAUAAUUCAAAAACGUAAGCAUUUAAGAUAAAAACAGCUUUUAACACAAAGUUAAAAAAAAUAUUGGUUCAAAUAAUUCAAAUUAAAGUAAAUAUUUAAUAUACAUGAAAAAAACAUAUUUUAAAUUUUAUUAAAUAAUAUCGCUAACAUUCUCAUUGCUUUAAGUGUAUUUAUAUAAUGUUAUAACAAUCAUAUAUGUGUCGUACUUUAUAUUGGCAUUUUACUGUGAAAUAAUAUUAAUGAAAUAAGUAUUAAUUUAAUUAUACGUUCCACUCUGUAUAUUUUUAAGGUUUAUGUAACGAAGGUGUAACUACUUGUAAUGCCAAUAUUUUAGUCCUCGCAUUUAUAAAAUAAUUAUUUGACAAGUGUAAAUUAUAAUCCCGAAUUUUGUCAUGAAUACAAUUUGUUAAAGUUAGUUCUUAAAAAAGACUUCAUUCAUUUUUUGUUUUAAAAAAGUAACUUCGUUACAAAAUAGAUUUUCUUUUUUUAAUUUUUGUGAGAUUGCAAUUAUUGUACUGUAAAACCCUAGUGAUAAUGUUAGUAUAGAUAAUUUAUCUAGAUUUUCAUGAAAAACACAAUUUCUUUUUAAAUAUAUCGUCUCUUAAUAAAUAAAUUGAAUACGCACUUGUCAUUUUAAUGUUAUAUAAAGAAAUUUAA